AGUGUUGUUUUUGGAUUUUCUGAACUAAAAUGUAUUCAAAUGUGUUUAAUAUUAUGAAAAAAAAUAUAGAAUUGAAGGUUUUUAUUAAAUGAAAAAGGAUUAUGAUCCAUUAAAAGGUUGUUUGGAAUUUCCAGUAGCCGCUCGUCUCGUUUGCCCGCGCUUCAGUUCCCGCCUCUCUCUCUGUCUCUCUGUCAGUGUCUCUUUUGGAGAACGAUGGUCGUUGCCUGAAGACUAGGAGCUUCACAGGAUGCUUAAUGUACAGCUGACAUGCAAGGUUGGUACUGGUUUGGAAAUGCUGGGUCGCGCUGCGCGUCGAUGGAUUUCCACGUCAUUCGCUGAGGGUCCCUUUGUCGAAGCGCCGAGGCCGUGGCUCUUCGUCGGCUUGGGAAAUCCGGGACAGAAAUUCCAAGGUACCAGACACAACGUUGGGUUUGAGAUGAUUGAUGCUUUUGCUGAAUCGGAAGGAAUCUCCAUGGACACGGUUCACUGUAAAGCCUUGUUUGGAAAAGGUCUUGUGGAAAAUACACCAGUAUUUCUGGCAAAGCCUCAGACCUAUAUGAAUUUGAGCGGUGAAUCAAGUGGACCACUUGCAGCAUACUAUAAGUUACCUCUCAGUCGUGUCCUCCUGGCUUUUGAUGAUAUGGACUUGCCAUGUGGAGUUCUUCGACUACAACCAAAAGGAGGACAUGGAGGGCACAAUGGGCUAAAGAGUGUUAUAUAUCACUUUCGAGGGAACAGUGAGUUCGCACGCUUAAGAAUCGGUAUUGGAAGGCCACCAGGCCAGAUGGACCCAAAGGCAUUUUUGCUUCAGAAAUUCAAUGCAACAGCUAGGGAACGGAUUGAUGCGGCUUUGAAAGAAGGCGUGGAAGUAUUGAGGCAUCUUAUCUCCAAGGGUUUGGCUGAAAGUUCAAGACGGUUCAACAAUGAGCAAAAGUACAAGCACUGUAACUUGUGAGGACCAUGACCAUCUAAGUAGUUCGCAAAAAUGAUGUUGAUAUGAUAAUUUUGGUUUUUGAACAAGCAGCUGGGGCAAGUAUAUGCCGGCAUCAUCUCACAUAUAAUUCAUCUGUUAAAGGAUCACAAGAAAGACAUUGCAAGCUCAAAUCAGCAUCCCAAGAAUGCCAUAUUGUCCCCGACAAAGCUCAUAUCAUUCUUGAGGGGCUGGAAGUGGAUGACGAUGGUUGCCUUUUCUGCUGCACAACGCACAUUUUAAGUUGGUAUUUGCUAAUGCUGUAACUUACCUGCCCAUAUUUGAGAUGGAUAAUGUAAACUAAAAAGUUGUUGGCAUGGAAGGUUUUUGCUAUUUGUUGUGAAUU
Nymphaea colorata (pocket water lily) is the source of this 1316-nucleotide messenger RNA. RefSeq names its product peptidyl-tRNA hydrolase, mitochondrial. The record is from RefSeq and is a predicted model, not a curated record. Gene Ontology annotation, molecular function: peptidyl-tRNA hydrolase activity. NCBI's taxonomy places the organism in Eukaryota, Viridiplantae, Streptophyta, Magnoliopsida, Nymphaeales, Nymphaeaceae. The transcript is spliced from 9 exons. Bases 248 to 955 code for a protein of 235 amino acids.